AUGAGCGCGGAGGCGGGCCCCUCUCGUGAGGGGGGCGUGGAUAUAAUUCGCAAGGUCAGGGUGCGCAAGCUCAGGGGCCAGCCCUCGCCGGCCCAGCAGUCGCCAGACGUGCAGGAUGCAAUGGACCGUAGGAUAGCCGAAAUCAUUCCCGGCCUCGCGGAGCUCUCUGUAUCGGGCUCUGACCGCGACGGCACGCUCAGUGCCGCUCGCGCUGUGCGCCAGCAGCGGCUGCAGCGCGAGCUGCGGCUUGCUGACGAGCUGCGCGAGCUGCGGGACAUCUACGACUUCAGCGUCCCCAACCCAGUGGACGACCAGGCGCCCAGCGGUCCCUGGAAGCAGCAGCUGCGCGCCAAGCCGCGUAAGAUCGUGCUGAGCCCCUACCAGUAUGAGAUGAUCAAUUACCAGCGCAUGCUGUUGCGCAAGAACAUCUGGUACUACAGGGACCGCAUGUCCGUGCCGCGCGGCCCCUGCCCGCUGCACGUGCUGAAGGACGCGUGGGUGCAGGGCGUGGUGGACGAGAACACGCUGGUGUGGGGCCACGGGCUGUACGACUGGCUGCCCGCGAAGAACGUCAAGCUGCUGCUGCCCAUGAUCCGCACGCCCGAAGUGCGGUUCGGCGCGUGGUUCAAGCGCACGUUCAGCCUGAAGCCUGCCCUGGAGCGGAUCCGCGACCGCCGCAAGGACGCGCGCAACCCAGAGCUGCUGUCGCCGCAGGUCGAGCGCAUGCGGUAG
Monoraphidium neglectum is the source of this 732-nucleotide messenger RNA. RefSeq lists its product as hypothetical. The record is from RefSeq and is a predicted model, not a curated record. NCBI's taxonomy places the organism in Eukaryota, Viridiplantae, Chlorophyta, Chlorophyceae, Sphaeropleales, Selenastraceae. Bases 1 to 732 code for a protein of 243 amino acids. The transcript is spliced from 3 exons.